AUGCACCAGCAUCCUCGGCCACCAGCGCCACAGGCGACUUCGGCUCGGUCGAACCUGUCUCGUUCGGCUGAGCGUAGGGAGUCAGAGAACCGCCCAACGUCCCCCGCGGCCGAUCCCAGGGUGCAACAAAGUCGAGGAUUAGGGAUCGAGACCGAGUCUGGGUCAAUCGACCCGGCUCAGUCCACACAGCCUUCGAAGGAGGCUGUUGCAAAACUCAACCAGAUUAUAUCCGUGAGAUCCCCGGUCUGUGUCAAAACGAACCCCCGCAACUCCCAACUGACUCCUCUCUGUAUCCAGAACUAUCAUACGAAAGCCGCCCUGAUCAUCCUGCACUCACGCGUGGAACUUCCUCCAUCUUACAACAAGGGGUCGGACACACCCCGAGUAAAUCGAUGGUUCAAUGUUGAGAUCGAAGAUACAGACGUCCUCCGAGAACAGCUACGAACGUGGAGGACGUGCGACGCCACUGAAAACCGACCGCCACCGCUGAUCAUCGAAACCUACCUCGAUACCACAGGGCUCACAAACAACCAAAGUCUGGUCGCGUUAGACGAGAAUGGAAAGCGCUGGGAUGUUUUGGAGUCUCUUGCUGCCUCGCGAGAGGCCCACCCCGUCAGACCCCCUUCGUCUAGGUCGGACGAUGUCAUCCUGGAGCGAUGGAGAGUGGAGUUGGGGGACAUGCCCGGGAAACUACCAACCGACCUGGGGUCGAUAUUACCAACGGUAUACAAGAAGAGCAUUAUACUGUUCCGAUCUCUAUUCACCUAUUCUAAGUUCUUGCCUGCUUGGAAAUUCACCAAACGCACCGGACGACUGAGGACUCAUCCUGCCUUGCGAAUCAAGUACAGGAUCGUAAGUGGCCUGACCACUGGGGAGAGCCCCAAACCAGACCACUUGACCGUUCCCCUGUAUGACAGUAGCAGCAAAGUCGUGGAAACGUACAGCUUUGGAGUCACGGAGUCCCCCGCGGGCCCGUUUUCAGUCCAUGUUACCUAUCGCACGAGCUGUGAUUUCCGGGUAGAUGAUUCGGAAGCGUUGCUCAGCUCGAGGUUCAUGGGCGCUGACGAUGACAUCUUUCGUCCAUCGCUGCCCAGUCGAGACGACGAUGUCAAGGCCGCCAUGGCCGAAAUAGGCUCUGUCCCUGUGACGAAGAGAACUAUUGAUGCUCCCGACCCAAGUCGUGCUUACGGGAGUCUAUCGACCUUUCAUCAGGUUGGGCCCACGACCAGUGCGAGCCCCCUAUCAGCUCUCAGAGCUGCGCGGGAAUCUGGCGCUUCAUCUCCCUCUCCGCCUGGCACGUCCUUACGAAAACCUUUGGGGGUUGCCAAAGUGGGUUCCGCAAGCCGCGCUGCUAUUCUCGCAGGCGAGGGUAGUUCAAGUGCCGGAAGGCGACCAUCUAUCUCAUUCCAACCGUUUAAGGCCCCUCCUCUGUCUGCCUCGCCAUCUCUAGUUGAUCCGCCUCUGGGAGCCUCUCCUCGCUCUCUCCCUUCCCGGGCGGACGCGAAGAACAUGCCGCCGCCCUCGAUAGGUGCCUCAAACCGCAAAUCCUUGCCAUCUGCCUCUGAUAAUGCGGGUUCCUCGGCCAACUCGGCUUCCCCUAGACCAGCGACUAUCUCGAGAUACAGCAGUGCGUUCAGUCACCGUCGAGGACGCCCCUCAUCUGGAGGAGUCAACAGGAUUGAGGAUGAUACCUCUAGUGGGAAAGCGAGUGCAACGUCAUCAGCUCAGCCGGGCUCUGGCUUACUCGCGGAGGUCACAGGGACAAGUGCGGAAUCUAUCCAUGCCGAUGAUGAGAAUAUUUCCGAAUUUCUGAAGAUGUUGGAUUUGAAGAAAGAUCUCCUGACCACCACGAGCCCCGGAGCGCUAGAGGUUGCCGCGCGAAAGGCAACUGCGACGAGUGCUGCGCUGGCUCGCUUUCAGCGAAUGCGUGAUUCAAAUGCUGCUCUGUCCGACUCUAUGUCGUCUUCCCUGCUACUGCAGCGUUCUUCAAAUUCAUCAAGCAAACAGCUUUCAGGUGUUCCCCCCAUGGUGGCCGGAACAUCUACCUCUACCGCCUCUUCACCGGGAAAACCUAUCUCGCCACAUACGCCGCAUACGCCUGCUAUCCCCUCCCGGUUGAGUUCUAAUAGUAUCGUUGAGUAUACCCACCCGGCCAACAACGACGGCGAGGGUGGAUCGCCGUUAGAGGAAAAUACCAGUGAUGACACAGCCAUGGACCGUGGCCCAUCUACAGUUACGGCUAUUGAUAUUCCAACAUCGCCUCGCGUGUUUCCUCCUGUCUAUCGGCGUUCUAGCUCGGCUGCCCAUCGCAGACGCUCCGUUACUGUUGAUGAGGAAGAGAUUUUCCCUUUCAACAUGCGCAGUGUGAGCCUUGGGGCAGAGGAGCAGUCGCAUCAUAGUCUGAGCGCAUUGCACAGGCAGCAGGAGUAUGAAGGUGCUGCUCCACGCCCGGAUCUGCUGCAGAGGGAACAGCAUCGUUCGUCUGGAAACGAGGCAGAAGUGACACGCGCGUCCGAUUCGCGUGAAAGCGGUCUACACAGAGGCCCAUCGUCAUCUGGUCCAAUAACAUCAUCUAUGUCGUCUACCCAUCACAUAUACCAGCCUCGUUUCGGCCAUUCGCGCUUCCGUGGUCAGUCCGGCGGUCCUCAUUCCCUGAGCUCCGCGUCCAGCAGCCUUGCACGCGGUGCCAUGGUCCCGCAGGAUCUUAUUGAGCGUGAUCAUGAGCGUGAUGGCACUGCCAGCGGUAGCGGAAGCGCCACUUCAACCGCAGAAGACCGCCGCGCUGGACGGCGGACAAGCACGGGUCGCGGUGUUCCCCCACAGUCAACACAACCAGAGGAAGAUGAACCUUUGUUAUUCGCCAUGAGUGACUUCGGGGUUUCUCGACGCAGCUUAGAAGAGAGCAGACAUGGAAACCACUCUGCCGACCCAAGCAGUGCUCCUGGCUCAUCCCGGCGAGGAAGCGGCCGUCGCGGCGGUGGGUUGUCAGGAUUCCCGGCGUGGUCUUAA
Molecule: messenger RNA, 3009 nt
Organism: Aspergillus terreus NIH2624
Lineage: Eukaryota; Fungi; Ascomycota; Eurotiomycetes; Eurotiales; Aspergillaceae
Product: putative autophagy protein Atg13
Exons: 2
Coding region: 1-3009 (1002 amino acids)
Biological process (GO): piecemeal microautophagy of the nucleus; protein localization to phagophore assembly site; autophagosome assembly
Cellular component (GO): Atg1/ULK1 kinase complex; phagophore assembly site; cytosol
Source: RefSeq, a predicted model, not a curated record